AUGAGUUUAUUAUACACGACCCAUGUACCCAUUGAGGUGCAUGAGUUGGAUGGAAAGAAGAAUGAAGAUCCACAAGAGGAAGUCGUAGCCAUCACACCAACCGGCACUCCACCAGCAUCAGCAACAGCAGGGGCAUUAACACCUGUAGAAAAUUCACAAAGUUUUGGUAUUUCACUUAGUUUAAUUCUAUCCAGUAUGUACAUUGGUACAAGUAUUGCUCUCUUUCUUACAAUACGUUAUAGUAAAAAACUAGAAAGAGAGGGUUUUCUCUCGUAUAAUAGUACUGGAAUUGUAAUGGCUAUUGAGAUUACGAAGAUUAUGGUUUCUGUAGCAUUAAAAUAUGCAGAAGAUGGAGAUUUUCUUUUUUAUAGUGUUACCUUUGGUAGAGAAAGGCGUGAACUUUGGCGAAUGAGUAUGGUAUAUGUGAUACCAGCUUUACUCUAUGCAUUAUAUAAUAAUCUUACAUACAUUAAUUUACAUUACUUUGAUCCUGGAACAGUUCAGAUGUUUAUGCAAACACGUGUUCUCUUUACUGGAUUUCUCUUUGCCACUGUUCUUCAACGGGCACUCUCUUUACGGCAGUGGAUAUCACUUGGUAUUCUCACAAUAGGACUUAUUGUAAAGUAUAUUUCACCUACAUUAAUGAUGUUAAUGAAUGUACGUGUGUUAGCGAUACUUUUACAAGCGUUUUUUUCAUCUCUUGCUGGUGUAUAUAAUGAACUUGCUCUUAAACGUGAGGCUUAUCUUAGUAUUCAUCAACAAAAUUUCUUUAUGUAUUUAUAUGGUAUCUUAUUUAAUCUUCUUCUUGGUCUUUUGGUGGCUCCUCAGGAAUAUAUGCAAUUACACUUACUUUAUCAUCCACAUAUUAUUUUUAUUCCUAUUAUUUUCAUGGGUGCUUUAAAUGGAUUAACAGCGGCAUUUAUUUUAAAGUUUAUUAAUGUAAUAGUAAAAGCCUUUGCUUCUGCAGUAGAGGUGGUGUUAAUGGCUGUUGUGGCUUCUCUUGUGUUGGAUGAAUCCUUUACACAGCAGGACUUUGUAGCGGCGGUGUUUGUGAUGGUGUCUGUCUAUCUCUACUACACCAAAGGAUGUGGAAGUGAGAGAGUAGAGAAGCAGAAGAGGAAAAUAAGACGUAUGGUGUAA
Trypanosoma theileri is the source of this 1140-nucleotide messenger RNA. Its product is annotated as putative nucleotide sugar transporter. The transcript has a single exon. Lineage: Eukaryota; Euglenozoa; Kinetoplastea; Trypanosomatida; Trypanosomatidae. Bases 1 to 1140 code for a protein of 379 amino acids. The record is from RefSeq and is a predicted model, not a curated record. Gene Ontology annotation, molecular function: UDP-galactose transmembrane transporter activity. Gene Ontology annotation, biological process: pyrimidine nucleotide-sugar transmembrane transport. Gene Ontology annotation, cellular component: Golgi membrane.